Molecule: messenger RNA, 890 nt
Organism: Rosa rugosa (rugosa rose)
Lineage: Eukaryota; Viridiplantae; Streptophyta; Magnoliopsida; Rosales; Rosaceae
Exons: 5
Coding region: 398-706 (102 amino acids)
Source: RefSeq, a predicted model, not a curated record
GGACUGUUCACAGGCGCGUCACUGUUCAUUCGCGUGGCCAUUGUUCAUUCGAGCCCCAAUUGAAUGACGCUUUUGCCCUUCUCUUCUUCUUCUAAUUACGGGUUACCAUGCUUCUAUACGUUUCCAGACAUCUCUAUAUGAGGCAACCGACCUCAUACUUUUCCAGAAGUCUCUAUCUUGAGGCAAUAUAGAGAACCACAGUUGAUCCUUAUUAAACCAAGCGUUGCAACCGACCUCAUACUUUUCCGGAAAUCUCUAUCAAAAUCGAAAUCCAAUCUGAUAAUCCACCGACAUCAGCGAUUAAAUAUGAUCAGCCUCUAUCCAAAUCGAGCUUCAUAUUCAACCGACCUCGGCGGGGGAAUUGAAAUCAAGAACAGUAAGAAUUGGGUAAACCUCUAUGGAGAUGGCAGCUGAGAAUGCCAAGAGAGGAAUAAAGAGGUUCUUGGAACAAUCCACAAGUGACCGAGUUGAUCAAGGAGAAUCUAAAUGUAGUUGUGUCAAAUCAAAGAGAUUGAAAACAAUGUUUCAUCUAGAAAUCGCUGGAGGAUCUAAUGAAUGUCAGAAUGAAAUACAAUCAGGAGAUGAUGAUCAAAAUGUCACUCAAGAUUCAUUGGUGGAAUUAAAUGAAAAUAAUUCUUUCCAACACCUCCCAACUGAUGAUGGACACAGCAACAACUUACAAGGAUAUGGAGACCGAAGGGGUUGAACACUGACAAAUAUGAUGGGCUUCAUUGAUUUUCUUAAAGCUGCAAUCCAUGAAAUCUCUCUCUACUUGCUCAAUUGUAAUAUGAUAUGAUGUACAUCAUAUUUUUAUGUAUACAAGCUAUGCUCUGAGUUUUAGGUCCAAGCAAGUAAUUGUUCAAUUAUGUAGUGGUUGAUUUUAGUUUAAU